AUGUGUAUCCAAUUGACUUGUUGGGACUGCCAAGACGACAUCUUGGGUCGCCCCAAUUACAAACCUUGCCGCAAUCGAUACAAGCUAGGCUUCAUUAAAAUAGGAGAGCGGACAUGCCUAUCCAUUGUCCGUAGGAAUGCUCGUUAUCCGGACGAAGGCGAUGGGCUCUGCAAAAUCUGCCGCAUCAAGCAUCGGGAGGAAGGGGAUGAUGAGAAGCAUCAAGACUUUGAGGCGAAGAUCAGACACCGGCAAUCGGUCCUGAAAGCGGAGCGCUUCAGAGCCUACCAAGAGAGUAUGGCAAAGCAGGACUUCAGCAAUGUGACGGACGUAAUGCUUCAUCAUCUUGGGUCACCACCCUCCCGUAAGGCGCAAGUAUUUGGCGCAGCAGCCCUAGACCAACGCAGACAGGCGGAAAUGAAAAUCGCAGAGAUGGGAAAGGUCCUCCAAGCCAGAGCGUGUGCAGCAAGACCAGAUCUCCAGGGUUUGAAAUCUCGGCAAUCUGCCAAUCCGGAACAGCAAAUGGGAGGAAUGCUUGAUGAUACUCAGCAACACUCACCGAGGACUGCAAAUAUGCUGGAGCAAGUACCAACGCCAGAGCAGCAAGUGUACUUGAAUGAUGUACCUCACCUGAAUUGGUUGGAUACCAAAGUGGAGGCUUCGAUGUAUGACAAAGAGAACGUUCCUGUAGCCUCAUUGCCAGCACUCCAGGCACCAUCGUUACCUUCUGAAACAAUGACAAUUGGUCCGUUGCCGUACAGAGGCGCAAACAGCGAAAAGAGUAUGAUUCAUGUCGACGACUGUCCUGGAGGAGCACCGCAGAACUUUACUCAGACGACUACUACCAAUUUUCUGCCCCACCUAGACCCGGACGGUGAAUUAUCACCUUUUUCAGCGUACGACCGUAGCCCGGAUAUGGCUCAACCGCAACUACCAUCGGCACCUUCUCCAUCACAUAAGCCUGGGAAGUUCCAGACGCUACCUUUCAGGGACAAAGAAGGCUUCAUCCUACAGAUGCACCCUGAGAGGUGGGGAAGCUUUCGAAGAGGCUGUUGA
This is a messenger RNA of Bacidia gigantensis, 1053 nucleotides long. RefSeq lists its product as uncharacterized. The transcript has a single exon. The record is from RefSeq and is a predicted model, not a curated record. NCBI's taxonomy places the organism in Eukaryota, Fungi, Ascomycota, Lecanoromycetes, Lecanorales, Ramalinaceae. The coding region runs from base 1 to 1053 and encodes 350 amino acids.